Messenger RNA from Cotesia congregata, 1395 nucleotides. The record is from the annotation of a GenBank genome assembly. Lineage: Eukaryota; Metazoa; Arthropoda; Insecta; Hymenoptera; Braconidae.
AUGAAUUUUUAUGAAAUACUUGGAAGUAUACUUAGAUUUAAAAACAUUAAAAACAUCGAUUAUGAUUUUUUUGAAAAUAAUGAUACAUUUUUACGAAGCAAAAGAAUAGCAGCAAAUGCUAAUGUGAAUCGUUUCUGGGAUCAAGGAGUAAUACCUUAUCAGUUUGAAGGUAAUUUUACCGGACAAGAAUAUUUAUUAAUUAGAAAAGCUAUGCAAGUUUGGGAAAAAUCAACAUGUGUUAAAUUUGUUCCAAGGAUUCAAGACCUUCAUCCAAAAUACGUCGCUAUUGAUAAAUUAAGUUGCGGGUGCUGUUAUUAUUAUAAUUAUUUCCAAACGGGCCCUCAUCAAUUGAGUUUAAACAAUGGUUGUUUUCACGUAAGAACUGUUCUACAUGAGUUAGGUCAUGUUAUUGGUUUGGAACAUGAGCAUAUUCGUCCAGAUCGUGAUGAAAAUAUUAAAAUUAUUGAAGACAACAUCAAGCCUGAAUUCAUGAACGAUUUUGAAAAAUUAUCUUCUGAUGAAAUUGACACACUAAACCAGCCGUAUGAUCACGAAUCAAUAAUGCAUUAUCCCCAAAAAGCAUUUGCAAUAAAUAAAACUAUGAAUACACUAGUACCUAUUAACGGAAUUGACAGUCAAAUUUUUAAUAUUGGUUUUAGAAAAGAGCUGAGUGAAAGAGACAUAAUCGGAACUAAUUUGCUAUAUAAUUGUUCUGUUUGUGGAAGAACUUUAUUUGAUCCUUCAGGGGAUUUUGGAUCGCCGAAUUAUUCAAUUGAUUCAUUUCACAGAGACUAUCAUUGUCAAUGGAGAAUUCCGGCGUCAAGUGGAGAACAAGUUGUCCUGAACAUUACAUCUUUCGAUUUAGCCGACAUUGAUUAUUUGCGAAUAAGAUAUGGAUACUGGAACAAAAACGCUUCCGCUCGCUAUUGUGGUAGCCGUGCAUCGAGUAUAGUUUCGACUAAUAAUUACCUUUUAAUUGACUAUGUAAGAAAAAGUUAUCAAACUAAUAAUACCGGUUUCACCGCGAUUUACUCAAAAACAUGUGGCUUUAACAUGAAAUUGAAAAGUAAUGAGAGUAUGAUUUUGGAAUCACCAAAUUUUCCAAAUAAUUAUGAACCGAAUAAAAAAUGCACGUGGUGUUUAUCAGCUCCGCGACGUCAUUAUUUUUCAAUAAAAUUCAAUUACUUUGAUAUUGAACCAAGCAAAAGAUGCAUUAAUGAUUAUAUAAAAAUGAAAGUUCUGGACAGAUUCAAAGCAGGGUUUUUACCGAGAGAAUGCGGCUCGACAAAUAAGUCUAAAAUUAUCAAAAGCAAUAAAAUUUUAAUUGAGUUCAGCAGUAAUGAUAAGAUACAAGCCGGUGGAUUCUCAGCCACUAUCUCAACUAUAUCAUUAUGA